Dichomitus squalens LYAD-421 SS1 is the source of this 1137-nucleotide messenger RNA. RefSeq lists its product as uncharacterized. The coding region runs from base 57 to 731 and encodes 224 amino acids. NCBI's taxonomy places the organism in Eukaryota, Fungi, Basidiomycota, Agaricomycetes, Polyporales, Polyporaceae. Gene Ontology annotation, cellular component: mitochondrion. The record is from RefSeq and is a predicted model, not a curated record. The transcript has 2 exons.
CCUCUCUCCUCCUCAUCCCCUCUCGUCCUCCUUCGACCCAUUCGACGCUCGUGGACAUGGUCCGAAGCUUCAUCUUGCGCUUCCCCGCCGUGCGCGCACUCACGAGUCGUGUGUCCCAACCACUCCUUCCGCUCACGACCCGGCUAGCAUCCCGAAAUGCCCCCUCCCUCUCGGGUUCACGACCUUUCUCCCACUUUCCCGCACGUCUCACUUCGUCGCCUCCACCUUCACCACGAAGCAGCUCAGAGGGUUCCGAGUCCAGCUACAACCUCCCUCCAAACGCGACCCUCUCCCAACGUCUCAAACACCUCAUCAAAUCGUAUGGCUGGUACGCGCUCGGCGUGUACUUCAUAAUUUCCGCGAUAGACUUCUCUGUCGCCUUUGCCGCCAUCAAUGUCAUUGGGGCCGACCAUGUCGCCAAGGCUGCGGCAGACGUGAAGGACUACUUCAUCGGCUUCAUCCACUCCAAACCCCCCGAGCCUGGCCGUCAGGAGAUGGAACCUGCCCGCGCGAGCCACGGGGGCCAUGAGGGCCUCAUGGCGAUGAUCAUCCUCGCAUACACUGUCCACAAGACAGUCUUCCUGCCCGUCCGCAUUGGGCUGACGGCCGCGGUUACUCCCAAGCUUGUGCAUUGGCUGCGUGCGAAGGGCUGGGCUGGGAGUUCAGGCGCACGGCGCGCCGCGAACGAGAUGCGCGAGAAGAUCAGGGAGAGGCGGGAUAGCAGGUCUUGAGGACGGAGGAUACGAUUUCUUGGAGUGGGAGGGGCAAACGCUAAUAUCUGGGAUCGAAGGGAGCGUCGUUCGGCAGUCUGAUAUCGGACUUAAUAGCGAAGGGUCAUCCACACUUCUCAUGUGCAACAUUCAAUUAUCUUACAUGACGUAGCCCCUAGACCCUAAUCAUCACGACUCCCAACUUCAAACAGGGGGAAUAUCGGUAUCUGCCCAGAUGUUCCGAGGUCGAUGUCAGAUGCAGGAGCACAUAUGAUUGAUAGUACGUACCCUUGAGGAUACCCUCCUUCACCAACUCCUCUGGCUUUGGACGUGCCUGGAGGGCAUGCUCCAGCUUGUCCUGAAGGCGACGUUUACUGAGCAUGUACGAUCCUCGUAUGCAAUGCAUCCCCGCCACUCACCUCAAGCU